AGGUUGGAGGAUAGCGGUGGAACGUGGAGGGCUUUGGAGAAGAAAGAAAAGGACAAAGUUGAAGGGAAGUAAACGUCAACCAUAAAGCAGCUACAGUAUGUCAUAUCUCUGUAUUUACAUCGCACAAGACACAGCAUACUGCACAGAGAGUUUUGGAGCUCAGUAAACUCUCAGCAAUGGCAGACCCAGCAAGUUUCAUUGCCAGCUGGUUAACACCCUCUUCUCUCUUCAUCUUCGUCAACCUCGUCAUAGGAACAAUAGCAAUCACUUCUCGCUUCACUCCCAAAAACCACCACCACCACCACCCUCAUCUCGCUCCUUCACCCUCCCUUCUACAACGAGUCAGCUCCUUCAAUCUCACUCACUACUAUACCCAUCAUCACCACCCAGACCCAGAUUUCACUCACCCCCAACUCGUUCCAACACCCUCAUUGUUGCAGCGAGUCAAGUCCUUCAAUCUCUCCUUCCGCAAACACGAACCCACACAUGCAGAAACACACCACCUCCAACCCCAACACGCCCAAUCUACAAACCCGGAACUGGUUCGGACACCCUCCCUGUUGGAUCGCCUCACGUCUUUCGAUCUUUCUCUUAAGAAUCAAGAACCCACGAAUGCACAAACACAACACGCGCAACCCGAACCAGAACCUGAACAGCCGGAACUGGUUCGGAGUCCCUCGCUCUUGCAGCGGCUACAGUCCAUAAACUUGUCGCGUCUGUAUAGAUCGGAGCCCGUACACGGAGAGGAUCCGAGUGGCGGGUCGGGUAAGGCGGAGAUGAGGAAAUCGGCGAGCGAGAGAAGGGGCUCGAUAGAACGCGAAGAGGAAGAGGAGGUGGAGAGACGGAGACCACAAACGGCGAGGGUUGAAGCGACGUCAUGUAGAGAAGACGAAGAGGUGGACGCGAAAGCUGAUGAUUUCAUCAACAGGUUCAAGAAGCAGUUGAGGCUGCAGAGGAUUGACUCUCUUCUCCGUUACAGAGCUGGUAGCGGAUAGAUUAUCCGUGGAAGAACAAUAACAGGGCACAGACGUGACUGAAUCUACGUCGUCGUUUCAUCACCUUUGUUGUUACUUUGUAGUAUUAUUAUUAGUAUAAUACUAGUUUGUAUUAAGAAACCAUGACUUGGUCAGUUUGCCAAAGUUCUUGUUACAAGAUCUUUUUAUUAUUUUA
Vigna angularis (adzuki bean) is the source of this 1170-nucleotide messenger RNA. Its product is annotated as pathogen-associated molecular patterns-induced protein A70. The record is from RefSeq and is a predicted model, not a curated record. NCBI's taxonomy places the organism in Eukaryota, Viridiplantae, Streptophyta, Magnoliopsida, Fabales, Fabaceae. The transcript has a single exon. The coding region runs from base 177 to 995 and encodes 272 amino acids.